GCAGCACUGCGUCUUUAACGAUGUGGGCGGGGCUCAUCUCUGUCUGGAUGUGAGGCGGCCCAGCGUCUCUAGCGGUGUGAAAACGGAGAGAAGUGAAGUUUCAGCAGGAGAAAGCCAUGGCAGCUCCAUUCAGAUCACUUGUGGAAGAUUAUCCAAGAUACCUCAAAUCAUUUGAGCUUUUUCUGGAGCGCUCAUCAGAGCACCAGUGCAUGCAGGACUUCAUUCAUAAUACGCUACCAGACAUACUGGCAAGUAUUGGGGGGGGGAGAUCCAUUUUCAAUGUAAUGGGAGGAGGGAGUGGAGCAGGUGAGAUUGAUCUAGGGAUGCUUGCUCAGCUACACCUGAAACAUCCACAUGUCAAAGUCGACAAUGAAGUGGUGGAACCAAGCAAUGAUAUGCUGCACAAAUAUAAAGUUCGGGUGUCAACAACUCCAGAUCUUGAUCAUAUUAACUUUGAGUGGAAUAAGAUGACGGCAUCUGAAUUUGAAAAACACUGGCAACAGAAAAACCCUGGGAAAAAGAUGGACUUCAUUCACAUGAUACAGAUGCUGUACUACGUCACAGAUCCAGAGGCCACUGUCUCAUUUUUUCGGAGUCUUCUACACAAAGAUGGGAAACUCUUAAUCAUUCUGGUGUCAGGUGAGAGUGGAUGGGGAAAAUUAUGGACAACCUUUAAAAAACAACUGUGUAAUACUGAGAUCAGCCAGUGUGUUACUACAGGAGAUAUAAAGACCUUCCUAGACACUGAGGGCAUCCCCUACCAGAACUAUGAGCUUCUGUCCCAGAUGGACAUCACAGAGUCCGGCCAAGCUGAGCUAUCGCGGGAGAAGAGCCUUGGUGAGAGAGGUAAAGAAGAACCCAAAGAUCACUUCGGGGCUUUAUUGGACUUACUGAGACAUCCUGACUGCAGUAAAGAGGUGAAUGGCAGGAUCAUAUUCAACAACAACCUGGGAGUCUUAGUGGUUGAGCCGUAGCUCCAAGACUCCUUUAUAUCGCACCUG
Sinocyclocheilus grahami is the source of this 1001-nucleotide messenger RNA. Its product is annotated as histamine N-methyltransferase-like. Lineage: Eukaryota; Metazoa; Chordata; Actinopteri; Cypriniformes; Cyprinidae. The record is from RefSeq and is a predicted model, not a curated record. The transcript has 8 exons. Gene Ontology annotation, molecular function: N-methyltransferase activity. Bases 117 to 974 code for a protein of 285 amino acids.